UUCUUUGGCUCCAUUCUUUCAAAUAGAAAAAGAAAAACUUUUUUUCCUCUGUUCGCUCAACCAGCACCCCUCUCUUUCUCUCUCUAAACUCCUUCAUUCUUUCUCAUCGCUUUUCUGGAAAACAGCGGUGUAGUAGCAUCUGGAUGAAAUUGAGUAAACCCUAGCAGCUGUGUUCCAAAAACAACGCAGAGCGAAAAAAAUCUCUUUUCUUUUUUCUUUCUUUUUCUUUUUUUUGGAUACUGUCAAAAAAAUUCACCCAUUGAACCUUUUCCUUCUUUCUCUCUAUACCUUCUUCAAGUCUCCAUGGAAAACAAUCAGAACUGCAAAAGCUAACACUAAAACCCUAAAGACCCAGUUAUAUCCCAAAGCAAAAACCCCUCUUUUUUCAAUAUCAAAAGCUCAAUCAUUAGACAUCUCUCUCUAACAGUCACUGAGACCCAUCUGAAAAUCAUAGCAAAGACCCAACUUUUUCUCCAUCAAACAAACAUCACUGAGCCCUCUCCACUUUCUAUCUCAAAAACCUCUCUUUCUCCCUCAGAGACCCAUCUGUUAAUCCUUCGCAAAAACCCCUCUUUUUUCACCCACCAAGCACACAUCAACUGAGGUUCUCUUCUCUCUCUCUCUAAAACUCUCUACAACUCUCAAGAAAUGCCGAAUCAAAGACCCAUUUCACUCUAUUCGUAUAAUACCUUCUUCUUGUUGUUCUUCUGCAUAAUUUUAGCAAAUGUGGGUCUUAUAACCCCCAAAUCGACAAUCGAGCCAUGCUCCAACUCCGAUUUCUGCAACGCUCUGGUGGGUUACACUCUCUACACUGACCUCAAAGUCUCCGAAGUGGCGGCCCUCUUCCAAAUCGACCCCAUUGCCCUCCUCACCGCCAACGCCAUCGACAUCACCUACCCGGACGUCGAAAACCACAUCCUCCCCUCCCAACUCUUCCUCAAAAUCCCCAUUUUCUGCUCCUGCGUGGACGGCAUUCGCAAGUCGGUCGCCACCCAUUACAAGACUCGCCCUUCUGAUACCCUCGCCAACAUUGCGGAUUCAAUCUAUGGGGGUCUUGUCUCGGCUGAUCAAAUCAAAGAGGCUAAUUCGAUUUCGGACCCUACGGUUCUUGAUGUUGGACAGACCCUUGUUGUUCCUCUGCCUUGUACUUGCUUUAAUUCAACUGAUAAUAAUUUGCCUGCUGUAUAUCUAUCCUAUGUUGUGCAAUCUGUAGAUACAUUGGCUGGGAUUGCUGGGAGGUAUACAACAACUAUUACUGAUCUUAUGACUGUUAAUGCCUUGGGGAGCUCUGCUAUAAAGGCUGGUGAUAUACUAGCUAUUCCAUUGUCUGCUUGUUGGUCUAACUUUCCAAGAUAUGCCUCGGAUUUUGCCUUGACUGUGCCCAAUGGAAGUUAUGCUAUCACAGCUGGUCACUGUGUGCAAUGCAGUUGCGGCCCAGGCAGUCGCAAUUUGUACUGUAUGCCGGCUUCACUGGCGGUUUCUUGCUCGAGCAUGCAAUGCAAAAACAGUAAUCUCAUGCUCGGAAAUGUAACGGUUCAACAGAGUAGUGGUGGUUGCAACGUCACUUCCUGUAUUUAUGGUGGCUCUGUCAAUGGCACUAUCAUGACCACGUUGUCCACGACCCUCCAACCUCGAUGCCCAGGGCCUCAGCAAUUUCCUGCACUUGUGGCCCCACCUACUGCAGUAAGCAAGGAACCAGUAUUUGCUCCAGCACCUUCACCUUCCCAGUCAGGUGGUACUGCAACAACUAUUCCAGCAUCCUCAGGGGUUCCUGGAUCGGGCUCGGUUCUUGGAUUUCCACCGGUAGGUGGCCCCAGUGGAAGUGCGACUGCGACUGCUGGCUGCUCUUUGGUGACUCCAUUAGCUAAUUUGCCAAUUGUUUUAGGUUUAUUUUGCAUAUUUAUGGUGUCAUUCUCACUGUAAUUUUUCUCCUCAGCUGCGUGCCUGGAUGGUGAGUUUUUGUUUCUCAUUGUUUCUUCCUUUCCAUCAGGUCACAGAUGGCUGUAUUUAACUUUAUUUUUGUUGUCAGUAUACUGAUUUCUUGGUGUCCAAA
Molecule: messenger RNA, 2053 nt
Organism: Cornus florida
Lineage: Eukaryota; Viridiplantae; Streptophyta; Magnoliopsida; Cornales; Cornaceae
Product: lysM domain-containing GPI-anchored protein 1-like
Exons: 5
Coding region: 649-1923 (424 amino acids)
Source: RefSeq, a predicted model, not a curated record